This is a messenger RNA of Penicillium bovifimosum, 804 nucleotides long. Its product is annotated as ER membrane complex subunit EMC3. The transcript has 5 exons. NCBI's taxonomy places the organism in Eukaryota, Fungi, Ascomycota, Eurotiomycetes, Eurotiales, Aspergillaceae. Gene Ontology annotation, biological process: protein folding in endoplasmic reticulum. Gene Ontology annotation, cellular component: membrane; EMC complex. The coding region runs from base 1 to 804 and encodes 267 amino acids. The record is from RefSeq and is a predicted model, not a curated record.
AUGGCAAUUCAAGGGGCCGAGCAGACCAUCCUUAGGGAUCCGGCGCUAUUCUACUGGAUUCUGUUUCCAAUUUCAAUUGUUAUGAUUUUGACCGGAAUCCUUCGCCACUAUGCCACCGUCCUGAUGAACUCACCCCCCAGAUCGGCGACCACUCUUGCCGAGUCUCGCGAGCGCCUUGCUCUCAUCCGCGCCGUGAACCUCCGCAACAAUGCCUGCUCCGUGCUCGACCGCGAGGCCUUCGAGAUGCGCAAGAACUACCUGGUGAACGGAUUCCGCAGCGGCGCGUUUUUGAAGGACCCCAACAACCGGGGGCAACCUCCCGCGAACCCUAUGACUGACCCUGCUGGAAUGGAAGCUAUGAUGGGCAUGCUCAAGGGAAAUAUGAUGAUGAUGAUUCCGCAAACAUUGAUCAUGAGUUGGAUCAACGCCUUCUUCUCUGGCUUUGUCAUUCUGAAAUUGCCCUUCCCCCUCACCAUCCGUUUCAAGUCGAUGCUGCAGUCUGGUGUCAUGACUCGUGACCUCGAUGUGCAAUGGGUCUCCAGUCUGUCGUGGUACUUCCUCAAUUUGAUGGGUCUGCAGUCUGUCUUUGGAUUCAUUCUCGGCAGUGAUAACGCUGCCAACCAAAUGGCCCAGCAGAUGGGUAUGGCCAACCCCGCCGCUAUGGUCAACCCGCUCCAGCCCGGCCAAGAUCCCGAUAAGAUGUUCCUGAGCGAAGCAGAGAACUUGGAAGUGAUGGAACAUUUCUGCAUUCUUGACGGAGUGGAGGAGAGAAUUCUGCAGAAUUUUGCUCCUGCCGGAAUCUAA